AUGAUACCAACAUUAACAGUUUCUCCUGAUAUAGUGAUAGGUGGUAAUAAUUUACAAAGCUCUCCUAGAGGUCCCGUUAGAGAUUUUGUUGAAAAACAUAAUGGUCACACUGUUAUUACAAAAAUUCUUAUUGCCAACAAUGGUAUUGCUGCUGUAAAAGAAAUUCGAUCAAUCAGAAAAUGGGCCUAUGAAACUUUUGGUGACGAACGCGCCAUUCAAUUCACAGUCAUGGCUACGCCUGAAGAUUUGAAAAUUAAUGCCGAAUAUAUUAGAAUGGCUGAUCAAUACAUUGAGGUUCCCGGUGGCUCCAACAAUAACAAUUAUGCUAAUGUUUCUUUAAUUGUCGACAUAGCUGAAAGAACUGGUGUACAUGCUGUGGGACAUGCUUCCGAAAAUCCUAGAUUACCUGAUUCACUUGCAUCAAGUAAAAAUAAAAUAGUUUUUAUUGGUCCACCUAGUUCAGCCAUGAGAUCUCUAGGUGAUAAAAUUUCUUCUACAAUAGUCGCACAAUCUGCUGAUGUUCCUACUAUGGCUUGGAGUGGAAGUGGAAUAACUAGAACUGAAAAAAAUGAUGAUGGUCAUGUGAUUGUUCCAGAUAAUGUCUACGAAGAGGCCUGUGUUAAAGAUGCCGAUGAUGGUUUAAAUAAAGCAAAUAUCAUCGGAUUUCCUGUUAUGAUAAAAGCUUCUGAAGGUGGUGGUGGAAAAGGUAUAAGAAAAGUUGACAGCUCUGAAAAUUUUAAACACGCCUUUUCUCAAGUUCAAGUUGAAGUGCCCGGUUCUCACAUUUUAAUCAUGAAAUUGGCUGGAAAUGCUAGACAUCUUGAAGUUCAAAUACUUGCUGAUCAAUAUGGUAAUGCAAUAUCUUUAUUUGGUAGAGAUUGCUCUGUUCAAAGAAGACAUCAAAAAAUAAUUGAAGAAGCCCCUGUUACUAUUGCUAAACCUGGAACUUUUGAAGCUAUGGAAACAGCUGCUAUAAAAUUGGCCAAGCUGGUUGGUUAUGUUAGUGCCGGAACUGUGGAAUAUCUGUAUAGUCAUGAACAAAAUUUUUUUUGUUUCCUAGAAUUAAAUCCAAGAUUACAAGUAGAACACCCGACUACUGAAAUGGUUUCCGGUGUAAAUUUACCUGCUGCUCAACUACAAAUUGCUAUGGGUAUUCCCUUGCAUCAAAUCCGUGAUAUUCGUGUUCUAUACGGCCUUGCUCCAAAUGGUACUUCGGAAAUUGAUUUUGACUUUUCAAAUCCUGAAUCUCUUCAAACUCAACGAAAACCUGCUCCAAAAGGCCAUGUCAUUGCGGUGAGAAUCACUGCUGAAAAUCCUGAUGCUGGUUUUAAACCAAGUAGUGGAAUGGUACAGGAACUUAAUUUUAGGAGUAGUACUAAUGUAUGGGGUUAUUUUUCUGUGGGUUCUGCUGGUGGUCUUCAUGAAUUUGCUGAUUCACAAUUCGGUCACAUCUUUGCUUAUGGUGAAAACAGGCAACAAUCUAGAAAAAAUAUGGUGGUUGCUUUAAAAGAACUUUCAAUUAGAGGAGAUUUUCGUACAACUGUGGAAUACUUGACCAAAUUACUUGAAACUCAAGCUUUUGAAGAAAAUACCAUUACAACCGGAUGGUUAGAUAUGUUGAUAUCCGAUGAAAAUAUCAUCGCUGAAAGACCCGAUAAAAUGUUAGCUGUCAUAUGUGGCGCUGUCACUAAAGCCUACACAGAUGCUCAAGAAUCUAUAAACGAAUAUAAGCGUUUUUUGGAAAAAGGUCAAAUUCCAAACAAAAACGUUUUAAAAACAUUAUUCACCAUUGAAUUCAUUUAUCAAGAAGUACGUUAUAAAUUCACCUGCACACGCUCUGCUCCCAACUCAUUUGCAAUUUAUUUAAACGGUUCUAAAACUCAAGUAUCAGUUCGUGCUCUUUCUGAUGGUGGACUUUUGAUUUUAUUAGAUGGAAAAAGUCAUACUUGUUAUUUUCGUGAGGAGGUGACCGGUACUAGAUUAAUGAUCGACAGUAAAACUUGUUUACUUGAAAAAGAAAAUGAUCCUACUCAAUUAAGAUCACCAUCUACCGGCAAACUUGCCAGGUUUCUUGUGGAGUCUGGUGAUCAUGUUAAUGGUGGUGAUGCUUAUGCUGAAAUUGAAGUUAUGAAAAUGUAUAUGCCUUUAAUUGCUACAGAAGAUGGCAUUGUACAAUUCAUAAAACAACCUGGUUCUUCACUUGACGCAGGUGAUAUAAUUGGUAUUUUAACACUUGAUGAUCCAUCUCGUGUACAUCAUGCGUUACCUUUUGAAGGUCAACUUCCCGUUAUGAAUCCUCCUGUAAUGACCGGCAGUAAAGUACAUCAACUAUAUGGUGAAGUCAAACAGGUUCUUGAAUGUAUUUUAGACGGUUAUGACAAUCAAGCUAUGCUUCAUAACAGUGUCAAGGAAUUGAUGGAAUUGUUAAGAGAUCACGAACUACCUUAUCUGGAAUUUCAUUCAGUAUUGUCAACACUUUCAGGUCGUAUUCCUACAAAACUUGAUCUCUCUCUACAACAAUUAUCAAAUGAAACACACUCCCAAGGAUUUGACUUUCCUGCAAAACAAUUAAAAAAUAUGAUCGAUAAUUAUAUAGCUAAUUCAGUUAAGCAUAAUGAUAUUGCUAUUUUCAGAUCAACAAUCACACCAUUAAAUGAUAUCAUUGAUCGCUAUGUUUCUGGCUUGAAAGUGCGCGAGUGGUCAGAAAUAAUAUAUUUUUUGAAUAAAUAUCAUGAAGUUGAAGUUUUGUUUUCAGACAUCUCUGAUAAACGUGAAGAAGAAGUCAUUCUUUCCCUACGUGAUAAGUUUAAAAAUGAUAUGGAUAAGGUUAUCUCAAUAGUUCUAUCUCAUUCAAAAGUCGGAGCAAAAAAUAAUUUGGUCCUUAACCUUCUAGAUCAGAUCAAACCUUCUAGUCUUGGACAAGCACUUGACAAAUUUUUCUCUCCUGUUCUUAAAAAAUUGGCUGAACUUGGUGGGAGGUUUACAACAAAAGUUGCAUUAAAGGCCCGUGAAUUACUAAUUCAAUGUCAUCUGCCCUCAUACGAAGAAAGAUAUACACAAAUGGAACAAAUACUAAGAGCCGCAGUUAUUGAAAAACAUUACGGUGAUGAUGGUUACGAUUAUCGAAUGCCGAGUUAUGAUUCCCUGAAAGAAUUAAUUGAUACAAGAUUUGCAGUUUUUGAUGUUCUACCAAAUUUUUUUUACCAUAAUGAUCCUUGGAUAGGGCUUGCUGCUUUAGAAGUGUAUGCUCGUCGAGCCUAUCGAGCCUAUCAAGUUGUAGACGUUGAAUAUUAUACUGAUCAAGUUCCAUUCAUGGUUUCAUGGCAUUUUUUAUUACACAGUACCAAUUUUGCAAUUCCCACUACACCAAAUUCAAGAAAUCCGCAGUUUUAUAUGAGGCGUUCUGGUUCAAUAUCAGAUUUAAGUUAUUUAGUUCCACGUACACCAGAAAAUGAGCCUCUUCGUAUCGGUGCAAUGGUUUCUUGUUCCUCUAAUGAAGAAAUCGAAACAAACUUGCCUGGAAUAUUAAAUAUCUUCCCAAAAUUAAGUGAGAUCAAAGGAAACAACCAAGAUUCAAUGGACAGUCAAUAUCCUGGUUAUUUUACAUUUCGUGAAGCAAAUGAUUUCACAGAGGAUCAAACUAUACGCCACAUUGAACCUGCUAUGGCUUACCAACUUGAAUUGGCUAGACUGUCAAAUUUUGAUAUCAAACCCUGUUUCACCGAUAAUCGACAAAUCCAUGUAUAUUUUGCAGUUGGAAAAGAAAAUACUUCUGAUUGUCGUUUCUUCGUCCGAGCUUUAGUACGUCCGGGAAGGUUGCGUAAUAGUGUUCAAACAGCUGAUUAUCUUAUUUCUGAAUCUGAUAGACUUUUAAAUGAAAUUUUGGAUUCUCUUGAGAUCAUUAGCUCCGAAUAUAAAAAUUCAGACUGUAAUCAUCUUUUUAUUAAUUUUAUUCCUAUCUUUGCCUUGGAACCUAGACAAAUUGAAGAGGCAGUUAAAGGUUUUAUUGAAAGACAUGGUAAAAGAUUAUGGAGACUACGUAUUACCGGAGCUGAAGUUCGCUUCAAAGUUGAAGAUCCAACACAAAAAAGUCAUUAUCCUCUACGUGUUAUUAUAAAUAACGUUUCUGGGUAUGUUGUCAAAGUCGAGGCUUAUCAAGAAGUUAAGACCGAUAAAGAAAAUUGGAUUCUUAAAUCUAUUGGUAAACAAGGUUCAAUGCAUCUACAAUCAAUCCAUACUCCUUAUCCAAUAAAAGAAUGGUUACAACCACGUCGCUAUAAAGCUCAUUUGAUGGGUACUACAUAUGUAUAUGAUUUUCCUGAAUUGUUUCGUCAAGGUAUUCGAACUCAAUGGAAUCGAGCAGCUCAUAAUAACCCUAAACUUAAAUGUCCCAAUGAUGUUCUUGAAGCAAAAGAGCUUGUCCUCGAUGAAAAUGAUACACUUCAAGAGGUUGAUCGAGCACCUGGAACCAAUUCAUGUGGCAUGGUAGCUUGGACAUUUACACUUUUUACACCAGAAUAUCCAAAAGGGAGAAAAAUUAUAGUUAUUGCAAAUGAUAUUACAUGUCAAAUUGGUACAUUUGGCCCAGAAGAAGAUCGUUUUUUUUAUAAAGCUACUCGACUUGCAAGAGAAAUGGGAAUCCCGAGAAUUUAUCUUUCGGCCAAUUCUGGUGCCAGAAUCGGUUUGGCUGAUGAAAUUAUUGAUCUUUUUAAUGUUGCAUGGAUUGAUAAAGAAAAUCCAACAAAAGGCUUUAAAUAUCUUUAUCUUGAUUCAGAAACUUACAAGCAAUUAAAUCAAAAUGAUAGGAAAUCUGUUAUUGCAGAAGAGAUAGUUGAGGAGGACGAACUAAGAUACAAAAUAACAGACAUAAUUGGUAUUAAUGAUGGUCUUGGAGUGGAAUGUUUAAAAGGUUCAGGUUUAAUUGCUGGAGAAACUUCGCGUGCUUAUGAGGAUAUAUUUACCAUUACUUUGGUUACAUGUCGUUCAGUUGGUAUUGGAGCUUAUCUAGUUCGUCUUGGACAACGUACAAUACAAAAUGAAGGACAACCCAUAAUUUUAACAGGAGCACCUGCUCUUAACAAAGUGCUUGGUCGUGAGGUUUAUACAUCUAAUCUUCAACUUGGUGGUACACAAAUCAUGUUUAAAAAUGGAGUAUCCCAUCUUACUGCACAUAAUGAUUUAGAAGGCAUUACAAAAAUAGUUCAAUGGCUAUCUUUUGUACCUGCAACAAAAAAUUCUCAAAUCCCUAUAUCUGUAAAUUCCGAUCCUUGGGAUCGUGAUGUUGAUUAUAUUCCACCUAAAGGUAUAUAUGAUCCACGCUGGUUAAUCACGGGAAAAACUGAAGUAGAAGGUGAUUCUAGUAUAUGGAUUAAUGGGUUUUUUGAUCGCGGUUCAUUUGUAGAAACUUUAAGUGGAUGGGCCAGGACCGUGGUUGUCGGCCGUGCAAGACUUGGCGGGAUACCUAUGGGCGUAAUUGCAGUUGAAACACGUACAGUAGAGCAUAUAGUACCAGCAGAUCCAGCAAAUUCUGAAUCUCAUCAACAAGUAAUGAUGGAGGCAGGUCAAGUAUGGUAUCCCAAUUCAGCUUAUAAAACAGCACAAGCAAUAAAUGAUUUCAAUAAAGGCGAACGAUUACCUUUAAUAAUAUUUGCAAAUUGGCGUGGAUUUUCUGGAGGACAACGUGAUAUGUUUCAAGAAAUAUUAAAAUAUGGUUCAUAUAUUGUUGAUGCAUUAACAAAUUAUAAACAACCAGUUUUUGUGUAUAUUAUACCUAAUGGUGAGCUUCGUGGUGGAGCAUGGGUAGUAGUUGACCCAACAAUAAAUAAAGAUAUGAUGGAAAUGUAUGCAGACAUACAGUCUAGAGCGGGUGUAUUAGAACCCGAAGGUCUUAUAGAAGUGAAACUCAGAAAACCACGACUUCUCUCAAUCAUUGAAAGAUUGGAUGAACCUUAUAGGAAUCUCAAAAAAUCAUUAGAAGAUCCUAAACUUUCAGAUAAUCAAAAGGAAGAGAUAAAAAUGAUUUUAGAUGCUCGUGAACAUGAAUUACUAUCUAUAUAUUCCCAAGUCGCAUUACAAUUUGCCGACUUACACGACACACCAGGUAGAAUGAAGGCAAAAGAUACCAUAAGAAAAGCUUUAGAAUGGAAAAAUGCCAGGAGAUUCUUUUAUUGGCGAUUAAAAAGAAGACUACAUGAGGAAUAUGUGUAUAAACAAUUGAUUGAGGCAAAUCCUUCUCUUACAAGAGAACAAAUGAAACAAUAUUUAAUCGAUUGGUUUAAACAAGAUAAAAGAACAGAAUUAGAUUGGGAGGAUUCUGAUAUGAAGAUUGCUUUAUGGUUAGAUGAAUUUAAUUGA
Molecule: messenger RNA, 6354 nt
Organism: Entrophospora sp. SA101
Lineage: Eukaryota; Fungi; Glomeromycota; Glomeromycetes; Entrophosporales; Entrophosporaceae
Source: the annotation of a GenBank genome assembly